CUGGCUUUCACUCCGCCGCCGCCAGACCGCCGCGUCGCGCCGCGCUCGAUAUGGCCAUGGGUAACAUCAAUUCGGUGUGGACGCUGCUGGUAGUGCUCACCACGUGCAAAUCGGGGGACCUGGCGGCGCAGAGGGUGGAGCUGUGCGAGAGGGAGAAGUACCUGCCGUGCCUCAACAUGGCUCGCCCUCUACUCACGCAGGCCCACCUCGUCUUCCCGGACAACAAGCGCGACAUAGACGAGAUGUGCAAGACAUGGUUAAGAUUUGAAGAAUGCAUAAAUGACUAUACAAAGGACUGCUUUACAGAAAACCAGCAAGAGGAAUUUAAAAAAGCUGUCGAAAGCCCAGUGGACCUUGUCCAUCGAAUGUGCACUGAGCAUCAGUACCAGCAAGAGUACCUUCAACAAGCAGCAUGCAUUCAGUCAACAAUCACGAGAGAAGGACACUGUUCUCCUCAUUAUAAGCGUCUGUUAGAUCAGGUUAUGGGAGAAAAUGAACCAGGGCAUCUGUGCUGUUUCCAUAAUCAGUUUCGUGAAUGUGUUCUGAGUGAAACAAAACGUAAUUGUGGAUCAGCAGCUGACCCAGAGUCUGCUGUAGAAUUCUCUCAACAAAUAUUAGAUAAGGCUCUGAACUUCUUGCAUGUUCAGUGUAGCAAAUACCCAUUAAAUCCAGAAAACUGUUUACCACCUCCUACAGUACCGAUGGACAACUUGGCAAGGACGAACAAUUACUCACCAAUUAAUGAACUGGUGCAUCAACAGCGAUCAACAGAUGAUAUGAUGUCAUCAAAAUGGCAGUCCACUGCAGGGAGCAGCUACGUGCCGUCGACGUGGACGGCGCAGUUCCCGGCCAGCACGCACAGCCCCAGCCCGUUCCACCGGCAGACGCCCAGCCAGAGUUGGCCGCCACUGCCCAGCAGCCAGCCGGCGUCCCCCACCGACUGGCCGGCGUCGCCCGCGGUAGCAGCGGCGGCCGAGGCGGCGCCCACGGCGUGGCUGCCCAGCGCCAGCACGGCGAGCGCGCCGCACCAGCUGGGCCUCGAACACGCGGCCGUCGGCGCGGGCUUCGGCUUCGGCGGCCAGCCCGACAACGGCGCCGCCAAGCCCACACCGGCUGCCGCAGCUGCCUCGGCACUGCUCGCCGCCGCCCUAGUGCUCCGCUUGUAA
Messenger RNA from Schistocerca piceifrons (Central American locust), 1166 nucleotides. RefSeq lists its product as uncharacterized. The record is from RefSeq and is a predicted model, not a curated record. The transcript has 8 exons. NCBI's taxonomy places the organism in Eukaryota, Metazoa, Arthropoda, Insecta, Orthoptera, Acrididae. The coding region runs from base 51 to 1166 and encodes 371 amino acids.